AGGGCAAAUCAUGCUGCAAAGUUCAAGCCGCUGGAGCUCAGGAGGAGCCAGGGCUUGCUCCUGCAAUUGUAAACAACCUCAGUGGCUCUAAUUAAGCUGCUGGCGGUGUGCAACCUGGAGUGCUGGACAGAGGUGCUCUGUAGUUACUGGGAAGUUUCAUGUUACCAAUAUGGGACACAAAGUGAUUGUAUUUGACAUUUCUGUCAUAAGAGGACUGUGGGAAACACGUGUCAGAAAGUAUCAAGAACGGCAGAAGAAGGAAGCAGAAAGAUUAGAGCAAAGUGCUUUGGAAAAGAUAAAAGAAGAAUGGAAUUUUGUUCAAGAAUGCAGGAAGAAAGGCAUUCCGCAAUCUGUAUACUGCAGGAAUGGUUUUGUAGACACCAAUGUGAGGCUGCUGGAGAGGAUAGAAAAGAACUCAUCCCUGACAAAGGAGUCACUUUCCAAGGACAGAGGAAAAAGAAAAAAUAAAUUCAUUUUUGAACUUUCAGGGCUGGAGUGGAAGGAACUUCCAGAUUCCCUCCGGGAACAGACCCAUCUGAAAGAAUGGCACAUAGAAAAUACCCUGAUUCAGACUAUUCCUACUUACAUUCAGCUCUUUCAGUCGAUGAGAAUUCUGGAUUUGCCAAAAAACCAAAUCACGCAUCUUCCUGCUGAAAUCGGUUAUUUGAAGAGCCUGAAAGAACUCAAUGUGAGUUUCAACCAUCUGAAGAAUGUUCCUCCAGAAUUAGGAGACUGUGAAAAUCUGGAGAAACUGGAUUUGUCUGGAAAUCUAGAAUUAAUGGAGCUCCCGUUUGAACUAAGUAAUUUGAAACAAGUUACAUUUGUAGACGUGUCAGCAAAUAAGUUGUCCAGUAUUCCCAUAUGUGUUCUCCGGAUGUCAAAUUUACAGUGGUUGGACAUCAGCAACAAUCACCUUAAUGAUCUUCCACAAGAUAUAGACAGGCUGGAAGAACUGCAGUCUUUUCUCUUACAUAAAAACAAACUGACCUACCUCCCUCAGGCUUUGCUCAACUUAACAAAGCUCACCUUGUUAGUAGUCAGCGGGGAAGAUUUGGUGGAGAUGCCUACAGCUCUUUGUGAGUCAAGCACUUUAAAAUUUGUAAGCCUCAUGGAUAACCCAAUCGGCAAAACCAAUUAUCAAGACAGUGAAGAAAUGACAGGAAGUGAGCAAGAUCGUCAGUAUUUUGAAAAGGAGUUUAUGAAAGCCUACAUUGAAGAUCUAAAAGAAAGAGAAUCUGUUCCUAGCUAUACCACAAAGGUAUCAUUUAAUCUUCAACUUUGAUAUCAUCCUGCAGGAAGACUGGAAAAUCCCCUGAUCAUGGUCAUUAUGAGUGGAAAGCUUUGGUGUUCUGAACUAACUCAAAUGUUGUUUAAGUACAACAGACUGAUUUUUUUUUCAUUCAUAAUAGCAACAGCAUGUGCUUUAGAACAAAAUUCAAGAAACUACUUUGAUAGUUAAGAAGUGAUCAUUUUAGAAAAUAUGUGAUUUUUAAAGUUGCCUUUUUACAGACCAAAUUCACAAGUUGACAGUAUUAUUUUCAAAAAUAUCGGAGUAAGUGAUGUUGUAUAAAGUGUUCGUAUUAGAUUCUUUUGCUCUUUUAAACAUAAUUUGUAAAGUUUUAUUUUUUUAGAAUUAUUUUCCUUGGUUUAUACAAACUGUUCUUCCCAUGGAUUUUAAAUGACAUUGUAGGAAGUGGAGGCUUCCACAUCUGGAUCACAUAUCCAAUCUUAGAUAUUUAUUAAGGGCUUACUACGUCCCAGGCAUUGUGCUAUGUGCUGGACAUACAAUUAAUAAAAAAGAAAGACAGUCCCUUCCCCCGAGAAGAUUAUAACCUAAUGCAGGGGGCAGAUAACACAAAAGAAGAGUCAGGAGUGUGGGGUGGGAUAAACACUAGGGGUUACCUAGGUGUGGGAACAUCUUGUUCCAUGGAACUAAAACCAGGCAGAGCAGCAGAUACAGAAGGGAGUGAACUGAAAAGUCCGGUUUCUGCCCUCUAUAAAAGCAUUGGGAGGAUAAGGUUAUUAUGCACACUAAGCAUGGGGCUGCUUGAAGUAUUGAAAAGGGGGAUUUGGAAGAGGAAUUUUCUAAGGGCUAGGGUUGGAGGAGGCCAGUUAAUGCUAUGAGAAUCACCUGUUUUCAGGCUUAUUCCUCUUUUAUCUUCCCUAUUCUUAUUCCAUGAACUCACAGAGCAGCCCCUCAGUUCUGCAGUGACCAAACACUGGAUGAUAGAGAGGUAACAGCAACGUCGAGGUCUCUUCUGACCAUAAUAAUCAUCCCGAUGAUUAUAACUGACCUUUAUAUGCAACAUUAGAUACAUUAUUUAUUUUUGUCACUUGAUAACAUUGUGCAGUAGAUAUUACAGAUAUUUCCAAUUUACAGAAGAAGAAAUCGAGACUCAAAAGGUGAACUGACUUGGCAGUGUUCACCUUGGCAGUGGUAAAAGUCGGAGGCAGAAUUUGAACUCUGAUGUCUUUGACCUGUAGUACUAACACCCUUCCCAUUAUGCCCCACUGUCUGAUAGAAACCUAUUUCUGCUCACUGUAAGUCAAUUUCUUCUCACUAAAACAAAUAUAAGAGGCAAAUAAAAAGACACAGUCAUGGAAGCCAUACUAACACAGUUAGGGUAUUUAAGAGUGUACUGUUAUAAUUAAAGAGAUUUCUGGCAAAUAGAUGAAAAUAUUAAGGAGAAGUGAAAUAAUAUUACUAUAACUUUAAAUGAAAGUAUUUUUGUUAAAAUUAUUUUUGAACCAAACUUAAAGUUUCUAAUUGUAUAUUAGUGAUUUUGAAAGUUGUUUAUUGACCUGUAAAGGUAAAUUUUAUAAAGAACCAAAAGAAAAAAUGUAUCUUAACUCUGUGGAAAAUGUGGAUUUACAUAUGAAUCAAGUUUGCGUAAUUUUCACAUAAUUUUGUUUCAAUAAAGUUGGUGUUUUAUGCAAAAA
This is a messenger RNA of Trichosurus vulpecula (common brushtail), 2940 nucleotides long. RefSeq names its product leucine rich repeat containing 2 (gene LRRC2). The transcript has 9 exons. NCBI's taxonomy places the organism in Eukaryota, Metazoa, Chordata, Mammalia, Diprotodontia, Phalangeridae. Gene Ontology annotation, molecular function: protein binding. The record is from RefSeq and is a predicted model, not a curated record. The coding region runs from base 170 to 1282 and encodes 370 amino acids.